Molecule: messenger RNA, 443 nt
Organism: Pteronotus mesoamericanus
Lineage: Eukaryota; Metazoa; Chordata; Mammalia; Chiroptera; Mormoopidae
Gene: RBP2
Product: retinol binding protein 2
Exons: 4
Coding region: 39-443 (134 amino acids)
Biological process (GO): fatty acid transport
Cellular component (GO): cytosol; nucleus
Molecular function (GO): fatty acid binding
Source: RefSeq, a predicted model, not a curated record
CAUCCACCACAUAGCCGCGGUAACCAGAGGCCACCACCAUGACGAGGGACCAGAAUGGAACCUGGGAGAUGGAGAGUAAUGACAACUUUGAAGGCUACAUGAAAGCCCUGGAUAUUGAUUUUGCCACCCGCAAGAUCGCAGUACGCCUGACUCAGACGAAGAUCAUCAAUCAAGACGGUGAUAACUUCAAGACGAAAACCAACAGCACGUUCCGCAACUAUGACUUGGAUUUCACUGUUGGAGUGGAGUUUGACGAGUAUACCAAGGGCCUGGACAACCGGAAUGUUAAGACGCUGAUCACCUGGGAAGGCGAUGUCCUCGUGUGUGUGCAGAAGGGGGAAAAGGAGAACCGUGGCUGGAGGCAGUGGGUUGAAGGGGACAAGCUAUACCUGGAGCUGAAAUGCGGUGACCAGGUGUGCCGUCAGGUGUUCAAAAAGAAGUGA